Messenger RNA from Diprion similis, 2993 nucleotides. RefSeq lists its product as uncharacterized. Gene Ontology annotation, molecular function: structural constituent of chitin-based larval cuticle. Bases 247 to 1356 code for a protein of 369 amino acids. The record is from RefSeq and is a predicted model, not a curated record. The transcript is spliced from 4 exons. Lineage: Eukaryota; Metazoa; Arthropoda; Insecta; Hymenoptera; Diprionidae. Gene Ontology annotation, cellular component: chitin-based extracellular matrix.
CCCCCAGCAGCCCAGCCUCCGUGGUCCAGAUGAAAUCCGCGAGUCGUGAUCUCUGUGCGGACAGAUUGACAGUCGAAGCUCUGCAGUAGCCAAAGGUCCUUCUUUCUGUCCUGUUCUUAUUGUUAGUUCUAUCGUGUCACGUUUGAUUCUGGACUUUGAGGCCCUUACGAAGACGAUUAACGAUAAGAUUGAAAAGAGGAGAUUUGCUCUCGAAUUGAAGCCAAUCGGUAGCAUCGUCGCUCGAAAAUGAUACCCUGGAAUUUUCUACUUGCACUGGUUUCAGUCUUCUGCUUGACCCCAGGAGAAAUUGAGGCACAGAAAAGUGGCUGGAACUUAACGCCGAACACGCAGUACCACAUUCAAACCGACGAAGGUCCCGAGCGCUACUUCCGGUAUCAGACUCUGAACGGGCAGUACCGGAAGGAAAAACGACUCGCGGAUGGCACCGUGAUCGGAACUGAGGGCUGGCUCGAUCCUCUGGGGUAUUUACGAAUCAAGGAUUACAUCGCCGACACGGAAGGCUACAGGAUACUUCGAUCCAAAAUGGUUUACGUCGGUAAAGAGAGACCAAUUGAAGACGCAGUAUCGAUAUCGAAAAAGGUGCCAGCGCAGAGUGGAAUCCUAGCAAAACCUCGAAGACCAGCCAAUCCGUUCAGGCAACCCGAGCUCAAGGAGUUGCCGGGCAACGGGAUCGAGGUGAACACAGUAACGCCUCUCCAUCCUGGGGUGCAUUAUCAACUGCCCAUCUCGACACCGGCGCCGGUCGCACCCCCGACAUUGUACUCGCCGUACAGGAAAACGGCACCUCUUCAGCAGCUGGAGGACGGCUACUCGCAGCCGAACACGAACUACCUUCCAACCUUCACCCCGUACCAGCCACCAUACGUUAAUCAGUACAACCAGAACCCGUACACCAGGUAUAACCAGGCUGCGUCGCCACCGUCGACGGUUUUCCAGCCGCCUCUGUACGACCAGAGAUACCCUGAAGUAGGCCAGGGCUUCCGGGCUUACGAUUCGACCCAGAACGAGACCAUGCGGAGGGACGAAAUCGUCCAGGCGAGUCCUCCGGUAGAGCAGAGGAGCCAAACUGCAGGAGGUGAGUUUCCGGAGUACGAUGGAACGCACACCGUGAAAGACGGGUUCCAGUACUACCUGAAGACCCAUUACCAUGAGGAACAGAACCAACCGAGCGAAGCGGAGAAGAUCGGUUCCUUCGGGUACAUCGAUCCCUUCGGGAUACGGAGGGUGGUUUACUACAAGGCUGACGCCGAGCACGGCUUUAUUCACAAGAAGAACAACCGUUACGUCGGGUUCCAAGCGACUCCUUACGACCCCCAGCUGCCAUCUAGAUCAUAGAUUAAUCGAGAUUGUUGUAUUAUUGUUAGCUUUUAAGAGAACCGAUCGUCAUCGCGUCAGGGAGAUCUGUGAGACGGGACCAUCCGCUCGGGGAUGUCAUAAAUUUGACAGUUGAAAAUGGAAUUGGUUGAAUCUAAGGAACUCAUGGAAUGACUGAAACGUACGUUGAAAUUAUGGGGAAAUCGAAUAUCAAGAUGAAUGAAAUCGCAUCAAGACUUCCGGUAAACCAUAAAUGGUUACGAUUCGUUAACAUUCCAUCGACAUUCAUCUUGUCAUGUGCUUUCAUUGAUUUCCAUUUUCUCAAUGACUUCCCAGCGUUCCAAGCAAUUUUCUGUGAUUCUACCACCGAUCCGGAAAUCGAUAAAAAUCUCGGAAUGCAUUGGACAUGAACGAAAAUCACUGAAACUAAUAUUCAAUAAAUCGGAGUCCAGAUUUCUCUGAUUUCAAAGUGAACGAAGCCCGUCGAGAACAAGUGCAAUUCGAUUUUCAUUCGAGCCUUGAGCUAACGAUCGUACAAACGAGAUCUUAGAUAACGAAAUGCUGGGAUUAUGCGAUCGUCCUGUGGGUGACCCUGCAGCGUGCUGAGAAGAGAAAAAGAGCCGCGGAUUAGCUCCGGUGGUCGACGGGCCUUUUAUAAGGGGCAAACGCGUGGGCCGGCAGCCGGACCUGCGUCUCCCACGCCGUUGGCUCAUUUUCGACUUAUAUCAUUUCUUUUCCUCCUUUUUAUACCUCCUCAUUUUUCAACGUACCUCGAGAUUAACUUAUCUCACGCUCCCACCACAAACAAGAGUAUUCGCUGUUCGCGGUCCGGUUUGUCACGAUUUAUCUCUCCCAGAGGCGUACCUCUGCGUUAUAUACAUACAUAUCUAUAUAAAUAUGAUGAACGUGGCAGCUGAAGGACUCACAGUGUGUGAUCGCGAGCUUGAACCAGAUUCGCAAAACCCGAUUUUGCCCCGGUUAUAACGAACUAUCACGAGUUAUGCGAACGAUUACGAAAUCUCGGAGAUAUAUCACAACGCGUUAUAAUAUGCUUGCGUCACAAUAACGUACCUACUAUAAAUCAUAAACUGAUUGGAAUUAUUCCACUUUGAAAAAGAGCCCGACGAUUUAUUACAUGCUUAUACGAUGUAAUGUUACAAUUACUGAUACACAUUUGUAUACGAACUUGCGAUCACGUUUAGAAAAAUUUACGAAAGUUUUAUCACGAUCGUUGUUUAAUUGUUAUGCUACAUCAUUGUCACGUCGUCACGUGAUGUUUCUCCAUCUUUUGACAUUAUCGCUUUUUGUUGUGUCUUUUUUUUUUAACCUGUGACUCGUAUCGCUAAUUAAAGUAGGACUUACAUUUUAUAGGCGAUAUAACAAUUUUAGUCAUACGUAGAGUUUAAUUUAAGAAUAAAUUGUUGCUAAUAUUAUUAAUAAUUAUUAGAACCGUAUACCUGUACCAGCAGCCCUGGCGAUCACUGUAUAAUGCAUUAAGAAAUAUUGUUCCACGUCGAUUUUCGACUAUCCUAUACUGGUUCACGAUAGUAUUAUUCAUGUUUCACCAUGAUAAUGCACGCUGGUCACAGGGCUGCCGAUGAAAAGUUUGCUUUGUAAAUAAAUAAAAUUUAUUACUUUUCCUAAUUGUGAUAAACUAA